GUUGUGAAAUGUUUGGAGUCGACUCCGAUUGCGAGUCCAGGUUUUAGGAGUUGAUUCAACGCAAUUAUUUUCUCAAUUCCAAAAACUACGAGGACAGGAUACGACAGUAUGGGGUGUCAUAAAAACUAAAACGUGUAAUACUAAUUACAGUCAUAACACAAGUCAAGUUUUAAACACAAUUACUCUUUAAUUUCUUUCGAAGCUUUGGAGUCGACUCUGAACUCCUAGUGCUUUGGUUCGAAGAAUCGACUCUUCCUAGGAUCCCUACUUCUUCCAGACUUUGGCUAACGACCUCGGAGGAAGCACCGCUAUGGAUUCGUCAUCUCUACCAGAGCAGGAAACAGGAAACUGCACGAGUGAAACAGGAAGCGUGCCAGCCGUGACGGAGGAAGUUCGCCUGCGCCGCUUCCUCUGCUACGGCUCAGAGAGCGCCACCUACAGAGCACGCGAGCAGAGGAACCUGUGCCUUGAGCGGGCCUCGUCCGUAACUGAGCUGCUCGCGGCCGGCCGAGGCGGCGAGGCGGUGCAGGAGGUGCGGAGCAUGAGUCUGAGGGGCGGAGUCAGAAGCCCAGGCCCCGCCCUGUUCGCCCUGGCCGUGAUCUCGCAGCACUCGGAUGUGGAGGCCAAGCGGGCGGCGUAUGGCGUGCUCAAAGAGGUGUGCACUUCCCCGAGUGAGCUUUUCAGCUUUGUUCAGUAUAAGAAGGAGCUGAGCGGCGCGGGGCAGCGCGGCAUGUGGGGUCGAGCGCUGAGGAAAGCCGUGGCAGACUGGUACAACGGACGCGACGCUCUCAGACUGGCACACGACGUCACCAAGUGUAAAAGGAAAGGAGGCUGGUCUCAUCAGGACCUGUUCCGACUGGCGCAUCUGAAGCCUGCCAAUGAUGCCGUUGCUCUGGUGAGUAAAUACGUGACUAAAGGCUGGAAGGCGGUGCAGGAGACGUACGCAGACAGAGAGAAGACGGAGGAUGUGAUGAAGGUGUUUGUGUAUCUGGAGGCCGUGGAGAAGACCAAACACUCGAGUGAUGAGCUGGAGGUGGCGCAUCUGGUGGAGGAACACAAACUGGAGAGAGAACACGUCCUCACUAAACACCUGAAGUCCCGAGAGGUGUGGAAAGCUCUGCUGAAGGAGAUGUCCGUCUCCACACUGCUCACACAUCUGGGGAAAAUGACCGCGGAUAAACUCCUGGGCCCGGGAAGUCCAGACACGGCGGCCGUGUGUGAGAGGAUUCAGGAUGAACACGCUCUACAGAAGGCCAAAACUCAUCCGCUUAGUGUCCUGCUGGCGGCUGAGAACUACAAGCGAGGUCACGGCAAGAGAGGGAAGUUAAAAUGGAAGCCGAACAGAGACGUCAUUCAAGCGCUAGACUCCGCCUUCUGCAAAUGUCUCUCAAACGUCGAGUCUACGGGGAAGCGCUUCGUAGUUGGAGUGGACGUGAGCUCUCGACUCGGCAGCGUUGCUCUCGGCAGCCUCGUCAGUACAGUGACCGUAGCUGCAGCCAUGAGCAUGGUGAUCACACGGAGUGAACCGAAUUCUGAUGUCUUGCUGUUUUCAGAAGGAGCUGUUGUUCCCUGCUCCAUCUCAGCCGAUUCAUCUCUCCUCCAAAUAACCAUGCAGUUAGUGCAGGUGUGCAGUAGCUAUACAGACUGCACUCUGCCUAUAACCUGGGCCUCGGAAAAUGACAAAAUGGCGGACGUGUUUGUUAUUUUCACCAAUAAUGAAACCUGGCCUGGGAGGUCAAAUCCAGCGGAAACACUCAGGACAUACAGACAGAAAACUGGCAUACUUUCGAAGCUGAUUGUAUGCGGCAUGACGACAAACAGCCUUAACGUGGUCGAUCCGGACGAUCAGGGCAUGCUGGACAUCUGCGGGUUCGACUCGCACACCGUCAGCGUCAUCCGCGACUUCAUCAUGGACGUCAUAUGAGAGAGGUGCACCAUGGGAAACGCACGACGCUAAAAGCAAAGCUACACCGAAAAAAAAAAGAAAGCAAGAAAUGAAAUGUUCAUGUGUUUCUGUUUUUUCUGUAACGUCCAGCAGGCUGGAUGGAGAUUUUACUCGGAAACACAGAGAACACACAGCUAACUUCAUUAUGCCGCUUUAAAGCUAUAACACUACAUUCGAUUUUAUAAAAAAAUAUAUAUAUUUUUGCUAUUGGAAAGUUCCUGGAUGUAGUCAUGUGACGAUAGCAUUUUUUGGCAGCAUGCUAAAGUUGUUAAAAAAAAAUCUACUUUUUAGCUAAACUAGGAAGCUAACGACUGAUUGUGCGUAAAUAAAUUAAAAGUCGUUAAGAUGAUCAUGUAUUCUGAACGAGACGCUGUUGAGGUUCAUUUAAAGUUAAAAUUGAAUGAUGCAGCCGGAUUUAAAAAAUAUAAUAAUAAUAAUAAUAAUAAUAAUAACAAUAGUAACAAUAAUAAUAAUAAUAUCAUUACUUGUGAUAGUUUACACAAGUAUUGAAUUUUAUAUCUGUAAUUUUUUUAGUCCUUUAUAUAAGGCUAACUAGCAUGUUUUUUUUUCCCCAACCAUAUGAAGAAAAACUUCUCUGAAUUUAAUAAUCUAAUAACGGAAAUUUACGCAAAAAAAUAUUAACGUGUACAUUUGCCUGCUAAAACAAGAAAAAAAAAAUUCUGACAGUAGUUAGCAUUAAAUGUUGUUUGAAUUGAAUGCCCUGAAAUGUCCACUUUAUAUUUAAAAAAAAUUCUUUCGAUGAUUAGUUUUUGCUGAUAGUUAUUAGAUUUUUUUAUUAUUAUUAUUUUAACGUUACUGAAUUUAUUUAAGACACGUGUUUUUGAGUUUACGAUAUCAGUGCACUUUUUCAUCUAUUUCAUGUGAUAGGCAUUUCUUGGUCGGAAUGGGCGGAGCUUACAUUGUGUUCAACCAGCCAAUUGCAAACUUGCAAUCAUAUGACAUCACUAGCUUUUAUUUUUAGUUUCUUCAGAUGGAAGUAGCACUUUACUGGAAAAUGUUGUUUUACUUACGCGAUUUAAAUCUCAUAAUUAUCAACUGAAGCAACUGUGCUAACAUUAGCCAGCUUUGUGUUUAGUUAUCGAACAUUAUCGUCGACUUUCUUGAUAUAAAGAUGUUACAUAGCUAGCUGUCAAAUUCUCGACAAAGCUAACUAAGUAGCUAUUUUUUAAAAUUUUGUGUCUCAGAUUCAUGGUAAAUUCCUGACAUUCCUGAGCUAAAUUUAUGCUAUGAUGAUCAGGCAUGAUCAGGUUUGUGAUUGCAAGUUUAACUUAAGCUCCGCCCCUUUUGACUGCGGGAAUGUCAAAUGUCAGUGUGGGAACAUUUACGUGUAUUUACAUUGAUUACUAUUUAGCGUUUUUAUUUAGACCAAAGUUUGACAUCAUUAACUAAUAAUGAGUGAGAUCUAAUAUAGCUGCUAAUUAGCUGUUAUGCUAGCAACCGUGUGCUGAUCAAUGGCUGGAAGUUUUCUUUCUUUCUCUGAGUUCCGAUACGGUUUUUAACCCGCUCUCAGAAUCUUAUGCUACCUAGCUAACUAGAUAACUAGCUAAAGUGCUAAUUAGCCGAGUUGUUAAGUAGCUAGUGUAAACAGAAUUAUCACCAAUUUUGAAAUUGAAAUGCUCCAGUUUACACUUCUUUUAAAGUGAUGUCGACGCACUCUGUCGAGGGGAAGUUGACGAGGGUGCGUGAGUGAAGAGUAUUGGAACACAGCCGUUGUUAGCUACAGUAGCACUUUAGUUUCAAGACCUUUAAUCUGAAUCGUGAGGUUUCUGAUUGUUCAAGAUAAUUAACACUAGAACAACGAUUUCUCCGCUGAAAAGAGAAGAUGGGCGUUCUGACGGACGUGUGGAGUUCAUUGGUUUCAUCAGAAAUAAAACGUACGCACUGUGAUUGCUGUAACUGUGGAGCUUUGUGCUUUGUACCUCUCCUUUAAGUCCACACUGCGUUGGCAGUGAAUCACUGUAGCCCACACCGCAACGCCUGGAACUCCUACCACUUAAUAAAUAAAAAAAAAGCCUUUUUUUAAAAAAAUAUAUAGCCUCAGUGUUGUUUUUUUCCCACUGUGUCAUGUGACCACUUCCACAGAAGCAAGACUUAAACAUGGGGUGCCAAUACUUUUAGUCUGUAGAGAAAAUACAGCAGAAUGUUGGAGUGGAAACGAAACUAAAACACAGCCAGGCAUGCGUUUUGAGGCUGAAUCUUAAACAGCAUUCUGCACUAUGCAUGUAGGGCACUAGGUAGGGUGCACAUUAUGUUAUAUCUUAUGUAGGGUGCAAAGAAAGGAACUCUAGUAGUUAUUGAACAGGUUCCAGAAAUGGUGGCGAUGGAUUUUCAGCUCCCUACUUUCCCGCUAUGUGCACUACAUAGGGUGUAAAAUAAAAAUGGAGUGAUUUGGGAUUUAGUCCUGUAGUCUCCCUGUAUGUGCGCAAAGUAGGGUAUAGGGUGUAGAAUAAAAAUGGUGUGAUUUGGGAUUUAGCCCUGUACUCUCCUUGUAUGUACACUACGUAGGGUAUAUGGUGUAGAGUAAAAAUGGAGUGAUUUGGGAUUUAACCCUGUACUCACCCUGUAAGUGCACUACACAGGUUGUGAAAUAAGUGCUUCUGCGCACCUUAUGAAGUACACUAUAUAUCUAGUAGAGAGUCAUUUGUAGUGGAACUAGUGAAAAUCUGCUGGAUGUUCCCUAAGUAAGGAAACUAUGUAGGGCCCCUACAUUAGGUAUAAAAUAACAGCUUACUACACUAUAUUUUCAAAAAGGAGUCAUUUGGGAUUCAGCGCCAUGUUCCCUAUGCACGGGGACUAUAUAGGCUGUAAAAUAAGGGUUUUUGCACCUUAAGAAGUGCACUAUAUGUCUUGUGGAAAGUAAUUUGGGAUACAGCUCCCUACUCCCUACAUAAGUGCACUACAUAGGGUCUGAAAUAAAAAUAAAAAAUUCUGGCGAGCAUUUUUGGAUGUAUUGAGUAAAUAUUCGUGCCAGUUUGCUACAGUGCUCUUCAUAGGGUGUAGAAGCCCUUGUUUCGU
This is a messenger RNA of Pangasianodon hypophthalmus (striped catfish), 4981 nucleotides long. It is a transcript of the gene ro60, whose product is annotated as Ro60, Y RNA binding protein. Lineage: Eukaryota; Metazoa; Chordata; Actinopteri; Siluriformes; Pangasiidae. The coding region runs from base 311 to 1924 and encodes 537 amino acids. The transcript is spliced from 9 exons. Gene Ontology annotation, molecular function: RNA binding. Gene Ontology annotation, cellular component: ribonucleoprotein complex. The record is from RefSeq and is a predicted model, not a curated record.